Messenger RNA from Limulus polyphemus (Atlantic horseshoe crab), 1875 nucleotides. Its product is annotated as DNA damage-binding protein 2-like. Lineage: Eukaryota; Metazoa; Arthropoda; Merostomata; Xiphosura; Limulidae. Gene Ontology annotation, molecular function: protein binding; damaged DNA binding. The annotation marks the transcript as partial. The transcript is spliced from 8 exons. Gene Ontology annotation, cellular component: nucleus; Cul4-RING E3 ubiquitin ligase complex. Gene Ontology annotation, biological process: response to UV; DNA repair. The record is from RefSeq and is a predicted model, not a curated record.
AGGCGGGAAGGAGUUAUGUAACGCAGUGAUGUUUGAUUUGGUUAGGUAUAAAAAUGCAGUAUACUAAUUAAAAGUAAAAAAAAACACAGAAAUUUAUUAAGUACUUACCAAGUUUCGAACAUAAUAUCAUGUAAGGGCAUAACCAAGUAAGUUGACAGUUGAAUCGAGGAAAGUAGAAAACAAAAUAUGCCCCCAGUAAUUCGACGUAAGACACAACGUGUUCAAAAGACGUUUAGUCAUAAUUCUACCGAAAACAAUUUGGAAUUUGAGGAUGACGACUUUGAAGAAUCAAGAAACGCGAAUUUUCGUAAACGUUGCAAAAUAGAAUACAGCAAUAAAAGCUGUAAAGUAAGCAGACGAAGAAAACCUGUUCUGUGUGAGGUAACUCGGGUACCUGUUAGUGUUAUAACUAGUACUAGUAGUGAUACUAAUAGUAUUGAUACUACUUCUAGUUCUAAUACUAGUUCUUGUCAUGGUAAUAAUAAUUGUAGCACCAGUAGUUACUUUAGAACACGGCAGAGAAUGAAAUGUGAGCCCAAUAGUAUCGGAAAACGUUCAGAUAAGUUACAGACACAAAACAGUGCCACUGAUUCAUCUAAUGUUUUUGCAAUUCUAGAUGAGAAAAAACAAAAAAAAUGCAAUUCAAAUAAGCUUGAAGAAAGUAAUGAUGUAUGCAAGAAAAGCCAAACAGGAGAUGGCUUAUCAAAAGUUAUGGAUUCCAAACAAAUGAUUCAACUUCAAAGUUUCCGAGACUCAAGCUCAGUGCAAAAUGUGAAAACGUGUAUUUCUGAUAAAGACAUUUGGCCAGCGGCAGGAUGGAUGGAAAAGUCCAAUAAUAUCAAUUUGGAACUUAAACACAGAUGUGGCCCCUGCCUAGUUGAGCAGAGCAGUAAUCUUGUUCACAAUUUAGAGCAGAUGAUGAGAGGAUUUUACUUCAACUCCAGAGUAAAAAAGUCAUUCAGAAGACCAAUAAUUGAGAAUUUCUCUCGACUUAAACCUUAUAAAAUGGCUUCACCUUUUGAUAGACGAGUAACAGCAGUAACGUGGCACCCAAAACACCCCAGUGUUGUAGGAGUAGGAUCUAAAGGUGGUGAAGUAAUCAUGUGGAAUUUUGAAAAUGCUGCAGAUGACCUUUUCAUACCAGGAGUCGGACCUGGUGGGUCAGUAUGUGCUAUGAAGUUUGAUGUAGAAAACCCUAACUUCAUUUUCACAGCUUCCAUCACGGGUCGAGUGAUGCGUCAAGAUUUUCAUGGAAAAAACAGCAAGAUUUUUCUAGACACCUUUACAUGGGAAAAGUGGUUUACAUCCCUUGAUGUUCUACAAUCAAAGAAGCUUAUAGCAGUAGGUGAUACUUCUGGGUGUCUAUAUCUUCUCGAUACUAAUGGAAACAUGGUAGGUUACACAGAUAUUAGCAGUCAUUUAUAUGAAGAUGUUAUUUAUAUAAGACAAGCUGAGACCUAUAGACUACUUGUAACUGCAUCCAUUGAUAAUACUGUCAAGCUUUGGGAUCUACGCAUGAUAAAAGACAGAAAAAGUGCAUUAUUCACAUUUCCUCACGAGAAGGCAGUAAAUUCAGCAUACUUUAGCUUAGCCAAUGGCAGUUCUCUUUUAACAACUGACCAACACAGUCAAUUACGGGUGUACUCUGGCCCACUUUGGGAACUAGAACAGGUUAUUGCUCACCCUCAUCGUCAGUUCCAACAUUUAACACCCAUAAAGGCUUGUUGGCAUCCACUAGAAGACAUUGUGGUUGUUGGUAGGUAUCCAGAUGAAGGGUUCUGUGCUGAAGAUAAACGGUCCAUUGAUCUUUUUGAUGGGCACAGUGGAACUUUACUCUUUCGGCUGCACAAUAGUGAAGUUCCUGGAAUAGUUUCU